UCGUAUGCUAACGUCUAUUUUUAAAAUUAGUUAAUUAGUUAAAUUCUGUGAGAAAUUAACAAAUCAGUGAUAAUAAUUAAAUUAAUCUUGGAAAAAUAUGAAUUGUUUGCGAUUAAUAGAAAGUUUAGAUCAAAUUGGAUAUACCGGAAUGUGCAUUGGGGCGGAAAAUUCUCAACUUCUUCAAAAUUCUUUAAUUAUUCUCCAACAGGAAAAUCAUUUUGACAAAUGUUAUUAUUGGGGUAGAAUUAAUGGUGUUAAAAAUGAUUAUUAUAUCGCUUUUGGCCAUGGAAAGGAUUGUUUAAAAAGUCAAGUUUAUUACUAUAGCAUUGAUUGUUUGAAUUGGUUGCUUAUGCCAAAACCAAAUACAUGGGGUAAAUGUUUAGCACCUUUUGCAACAUCACAAUUCCAAGGAAUUUCAUCUUUCGUCACUAAUAUUUACAAUUUGAAUCCUCCAUUUCCACUAGAUGAGAAUUUAAAAAAAUACUACGAAGGUUCGAGUCCAAAAGAAUUAAAAGAAGAAGAUCGUUUAGCUGUUAUUGUAGAUAAAAUAAAUGAAGAUGCAAUGAUUAUUCCUCGUGGUAGUUGGCUUAAAAAUUCAAAUGGCGAUAUUAUUGAAAAUAAUAAUUUUCAUGGAUUAUCAAUUAAUGAAUCUGAACAAUUGAGUUUUUAUCUUCAUGCGAGAUUACCGCAGAGAAAUUGGAAGAUCAAUUUGCUGACAAGAAAUGAUUAUAAUUAUUCAUUUGAUUUUUUAGAUACUGCAGAUGUAGACAUUCCAAAGGGAUCUUGGUGUUUACAAAAAGAAUUAGGAGGUCGUUUAGUCAUUUUAACCAAUGCUUUUUGGCCUGGUGCGGUAUUUUAUCAUAAAAUAAAUUCAUCGGAUUUUGGAUUUAUGUAUAUUGGUUCAGGACAAAAAAAUAUGGAUGUUCCAUUUAUGAUUUAAUUAUUUAAUAAAACAAUCAAAUUUUGUUUCAAAUUUA
Messenger RNA from Leptopilina boulardi, 977 nucleotides. RefSeq names its product radial spoke head protein 9 homolog (gene Rsph9). Gene Ontology annotation, biological process: motile cilium assembly; axoneme assembly; cilium movement involved in cell motility. The record is from RefSeq and is a predicted model, not a curated record. NCBI's taxonomy places the organism in Eukaryota, Metazoa, Arthropoda, Insecta, Hymenoptera, Figitidae. Gene Ontology annotation, cellular component: radial spoke; axoneme. The transcript has 4 exons. The coding region runs from base 98 to 940 and encodes 280 amino acids.